CCAGCCAACGCUCAACGCUGCGCCACGGGAAACGGGAAACCAUUCAGCUUUAAGCAAGAGAACAAACGCAAACGGAGGGAGAAAACAGAAUCCGAUCCGGAUAAGAUCUUUCGAUGUAAACCUCCAUCCUCAAUAAGGAACACCAGCAACUAUUCUGUGAUAAGCAAACAGCUAAGUGGGAGACAACUCUGAGGCUGUGAUAAAUUCCCGUACAAAUAGCUACUCCAAUUGUGCCCAGCCAUAUCUAUGACAUCGAUCAACAUGCAGCCAGAGCACCCGAGUCAGUGCGACCCAAUGUUUAGUAGUAUUGUUAGAAGAGAUUUUAAUGAUAGCGGAAUUGCCGAUGGCAAGUUCCGCACCAUCUCGACUUCGUCUUGCGCCACGAACAUGUCGAAUGAGUCCUACCGCAUCUCUCUCGGCGUAGGGCCUCUGUGGUGGUCCGAUGUCCCUGUCCACCACAGAACAGAUCACGAUAGGGCAUCGCUCUUAACGGGCUACAGCCGUAAGUCUUCGGUCGACUCGGCUGGUGGCAGCUUGUACGAGGCCAGUUCCCGGUCUUCAUCGCCCUCCUCCUCUUCAGAAUGCUCUGACUCGGAGUCGCAAAACGAUAUCCAUUCGUUGUGCUCGGACGAUGAUUGCCAGGAGGUGCUGCGCCAGAUCUUGCAACAUGACCAGCCAGUGCAGAUUUCCAUCAAGCUGCAUGUGACCGAAGACCAGUACACGAAUUGGAUGUCGAUUUUGAACCCAGUAAACAACAUGCUAUAUGUCGCCUUCCCCAAGGAUCUACCGCCAGCUGGCUCCAAGGAGACCUUCCUUUCCUUGUUGGAGUUUGCCGAGGAUAAGCUUGAGGUUGACGGCAUUGUAAUGGCCAUGCGCAAAGACCAUCCGGAGCGCACACGUUUGAUUGAGGCAUUUUUGUUUAUGGGUUUUGAACCAAUGUCUAGAAAGGCACCACAGGCCCCACCAUCGGCCAUUAAUGACAAGGAUAACUACUAUUUUCUCUACACCAUCGAGGGGUAGUUCUACGGCGCGAGAAACGAUUUCCGAAGCAAAGCAUAACCUUUAUAUUAUUACAACACUAAUAUAUAUUCACAAACUGCAAUACACGUAGCAGCAUCCCCAGAUAUUACGCCACGCCAAUCAACAUAUGUACAUCAUAUAUAUACCAAUUGACAUAUUGUCCCCAAUGUGUUCAACUCAAUGAAAUCAAACAAUUUAUUCAAAUCUUGGUGUGUAUGUAUUCGAAAAUCGUUUUUAAGUCGUCUUUAGAGCGACCGUAAUUAUUGUGGUAGUCAUUUUAUAAUUCCCACUACUAAUCUAUUUGCGCAAACCACGUUAAGAGCAAGCUAAAAUUGUCGUAAACUAUUACAUCAAACUAUAACCGAAAUAUAAAAACCACGAAAAUGUAAAAAAAAAGUUAAAAACUAAGAAAUGUAAAAAAAAACAAUGUAUUAGUCGUAAGUUUAUUUGUGAAUUAACCAAUAUUUUUGGAUUUAUGUUUUCGCUUUUUGUUUAUAUUCAUGUUUUUUUCAAUCAGUUUAUUUCAAUUAUUAUAUUUAACCAUAUGGGAAUGAAUCAUAAGAGUAAUCCCAGUUUUUUUUUAUACUAUCAAAUAUUUUAUUUAUGUUCUUAUUAACAUUUUGUACGUUUACCUUUUUGCAAAGAGAAGAGAAACUGAGCUGCUAAGGAGCACUCAAAGGGAAACACACAUAUUCAUGUACAAGCUAGUGCACCUACGCCAGUAAAUACAUACCUAUAUAUGCAGAUACAAUAUUAAUAAAAAUAUAAAUCAAUAGAUUCAAGAACAAAAA
Molecule: messenger RNA, 1811 nt
Organism: Drosophila obscura
Lineage: Eukaryota; Metazoa; Arthropoda; Insecta; Diptera; Drosophilidae
Gene: Oda
Product: ornithine decarboxylase antizyme
Biological process (GO): positive regulation of protein catabolic process
Cellular component (GO): cytoplasm; nucleus
Molecular function (GO): ornithine decarboxylase inhibitor activity
Source: RefSeq, a predicted model, not a curated record